Fonsecaea monophora is the source of this 1095-nucleotide messenger RNA. RefSeq lists its product as hypothetical. Gene Ontology annotation, molecular function: zinc ion binding; alcohol dehydrogenase (NADP+) activity. Gene Ontology annotation, biological process: alcohol metabolic process. The transcript is spliced from 3 exons. Bases 1 to 1095 code for a protein of 364 amino acids. NCBI's taxonomy places the organism in Eukaryota, Fungi, Ascomycota, Eurotiomycetes, Chaetothyriales, Herpotrichiellaceae. The record is from RefSeq and is a predicted model, not a curated record.
AUGGCUAGCUCCACCGACUACAAGUUCAUGGGAUGGCUAGGCCUCGACAAGACUGCUGACAAGGGAAAAAUGGUCUGGCAAGAGUUCGAGCCCAAGACCUGGGAAGAAACAGACGUCGACAUUCAGAUAUCACACAGCGGCAUCUGCGGUUCGGAUCUCCAUGUCCUCCGAAGCGGCUGGGGGCCGACGCCAUAUCCAUGUUGUGUCGGCCACGAGAUCGUUGGUCGAGCUGUACGCGUAGGCACGAAAGUUGAAGGUGGUAUCAAGGUGGGAGACCGAGUUGGUGUCGGCGCUCAAGGUGACUCUUGCUUGGGUCGUGUGCAAGGCCAUUGCGACGAGUGCGCGUCAGGGAAUGAACAUUUCUGCGCCCACCACGUUGGCACAUACGGAAGCUUCCAUCUGAAUGGCGACAAAUCAUACGGGGGUCACGCAUUGUAUAACCGCUCUCCGUCCCACUUUGUCUUCAAGAUCCCAGACGCCAUUCCUUCUGCUUCGGCAGCAGUAAUGCUAUGCGCUGGCAUCACAACAUAUUCGCCGUUGAAGUACUUUGGAUGUGGACCGGAUAAGCACGUCGGUGUCAUUGGCCUGGGUGGUCUGGGCCAUUUUGCCGUUCUCUGGGCAAAAGCACUGGGCGCGAAGUCUGUUGUCGCCAUCUCCCGCAAGGAGAGUAAGAAGCAAGAUGCCCUCAAAAUGGGAGCAGACAGCUACAUUGCAACAGACGAUCAUCCCAAGUGGGACACCGAAUUUGCUGGCUCGUUUGACCUGCUCAUCUCAACCAUCUCUUCGUCAAAGAUGCCCAUUGCCGGCUAUCUUGCUCUCUUGAGACGCGAUGGCACACUAGUUCAGGUUGGCAACCCUGACGAUGGAGUGUUCGAGGUACCAGCGACUGGCAUAAUCAUCGGAAGGAAGAAGCUUGCUGGUUCAAUGAUCGGUGCACCAGGAGAAAUUCGAGAAAUGCUUCAGCUGGCGGCUGAGAAGAAUGUGAAGCCAUGGGUGGAAGAGCGUCCAAUGAAGGAUGCAAAUCAGGCGAUGGUGGAUAUGGAUAAUGGCAAGGCAAGAUACCGAUAUGUGUUGGUAAAUGAGGACCAUCUGUGA